This is a messenger RNA of Antechinus flavipes (yellow-footed antechinus), 5298 nucleotides long. It is a transcript of the gene SH3PXD2A, whose product is annotated as SH3 and PX domains 2A. Gene Ontology annotation, biological process: superoxide anion generation. The record is from RefSeq and is a predicted model, not a curated record. The transcript has 7 exons. Gene Ontology annotation, molecular function: superoxide-generating NADPH oxidase activator activity; protein binding. The coding region runs from base 2280 to 4652 and encodes 790 amino acids. NCBI's taxonomy places the organism in Eukaryota, Metazoa, Chordata, Mammalia, Dasyuromorphia, Dasyuridae.
UGCCUGUGAAUACGUCAUAUCUUUGGUUGGUGACCAGGUAUUUCCUGACUCUUACAUCUUACAUCAUGCUGCCUCUCAGAGCAGACACAGAUAUUUUGGUAAUGUGUGGGAGGCCCAUCCUUGGAGCAAAAAAGAGGUUCAAGCUCCAAAUGUCCUAUUGAAGGAGAAAUAAAUAAACCACAGAUGGCCUAUUAGGAGUUCUUCAAACAUAAGCAACCCUAAAGGUUUCCACUCCCCUUAUCUCUCCAUGAGCAGUCACAAUGCACUAGCCAGGUAGAUCUUUCCUGUUCCCAAUCAUGGCUCCAACAGCACCUGAUUUCCAGGUCUGCUUCUGCCCAUUCUUUGCAACUAUCUCUCUUCUCAUGUGUUCUCCAUGUUGCUUCCUAAAAAUUUGAGCCAUGAAUGAGGAGCUGUUCUCAGCAACUUGGCUAAGGGCCGGCCUGUUGUGGCUGCUGCCAUCAAUGGACGUCACAGCAGGAAAAUCUGCCUUCUGCUGUGGAGGGGAGGGGUACUUCUUUCUUACUAAAUUUAAACUCCUGGGUGGUGAGUGACUGAAAGGGCUAGUUCCAGAUUUCUGUUGGUCCAGAGAACAUUUGCCCAAACAGGGACGGUUCACCAGGAACUAGUGUCAGUCCAGAGUAGAAAAAAGGAAGUCUCCAUGGAUAGUUUUAGGGUUAAUCCCCCACUCCCAGCUCUUCUACCAAAUUCCCUCUGCCUAUCAUACUCUCAAUGAUAGGCCCAUUCUGAUGCAAGCCACUGUGAUGUUCUCUUUCUCCCAACCUGCUGUAAUCAAAACUCACUCAUUCUUCAAGGUCCACCUCCUCUCCUUGACCACCCAAGCCCACAUAAAUCUCUCUGUACUUUGAGCUCUUCCAGCACUUAAGCACUCAACUAUAAGUUAUUAUAUGUUAUAUAUUCUGGCUUUAUCAUUGAGUGAUUUUAAGCAAAUCACUGAACCUAUCUGGGUCUCAGUUUUCUCCACAGUCGAAUAAAAAAAAAAAAGCCAAAGUUCCUUCCUAAAUCUGUGAUCCUAGAUGAUUUCCAAGCCCUUCUCCCAGGCUAACCCGUUUGUACAAGGGGACCUAACAUUCCCCACCUCUUUAUUUCAACUCAUGUCCUUCUCCUCCUGAAAAUCUUUCUAGAUGAUCCAAAUAGUGACUCUCUCAAUACACUCGGAUAACUAUCAUACAAUAAAAAUCUCUACAAUUCAGGCUUUCUUAAUUGAGAACCCAUGAUAAUUUGGACCCAACAAGAUUGUUGUAAGGAUGAUGUUUUUGUAAACUAUAAAGCAGGGGUCCUCAAACUUUUUAAAUAGGGAACCAGUUCACUGUCCCUCAGACUGUUGGAGGGCUGGACUAUAGUAAAAACAAAAACUUUGUUUUGUGGGCCUUUAAAUAAAGAAACUUCAUAGCCCUGGGUGAGGGGGAUAAUCGUCCUCAGCUGCCACAUCUGGCCUGCGGCCAUAGCUUGAGGACCCCUGCUAUAAAGCAUUAUAUAAAUGCAUAUUAUCAUUAUUAUCCCUAAAUACCUCAAAAACAGGCCUGAAGCUAAUUGGGAGAGGGUCUGUAUUUUUGUUUGUAUUUUGGUCAGGAUGUGUGAUUUCAUAAUUAGAAAAAUGAAGUGUGGAAACUCUCUACUGAUGCAAACAGAUUUUAGUUUUUCAACUUGGUGGUCUUAGAGAGCUGCUGAGGACCCAAAGAAAUUUACCAGCCUGCCCAAAGGUAGCUCUUUCUGACUCUCUAGCUCAUUGUCUGAAGCCCUGCUUUCUUGGCCACCAUUCCCUGCUCUUUUGCUCUCUUCUCCCCAGUUAUCACCCUUAUGAUUUUGAUUUCUCUUGUGUCAUUCCUGCAGGUUGGUGGUUUGUGAGCACAUCUGAAGAACAAGGUUGGGUCCCAGCCACAUACUUGGAAUCCCAGAAUGGCACUCGGGAUGACUCAGAGAUCAACACCUCCAAAGCUGGGGAAGUGUCUAAGAGACGCAAGGCCCACCUGCGGCGUCUGGAUCGGCGGUGGACACUGGGCGGGAUAGUCAACAGGCAGCAGAGUCGAGAAGAGAAGUACGUCACAGUGCAACCGUAUACCAGCCAGAGCAAAGAUGAGAUUGGGUUUGAGAAGGGGGUCACUGUGGAGGUGAUCCAGAAGAACCUAGAAGGAUGGUGGUACAUCAGGUAUCUGGGGAAAGAGGGCUGGGCACCAGCAUCGUACCUGAAAAAAGCCAAGGAUGACCUCCCCACCCGGAAAAAGAACCUGACGGGCCCCGUGGAGAUCAUCGGCAACAUCAUGGAGAUCAGCAACCUGCUGAACAAGAAGGCGUCUGUGGAGAAGGAGGCCCCCGCUGACAGUGAGGGCCCCGAGACGCCCGUCACCAAGAAGGAGAUCAGCCUGCCCAUCCUGUGUAAUACUGCCAACGGCAGCACGACAACGGGCUCUCCAGAUAAGCCGGGAUCGAAGCUGGCCCAGGGGUCGCCAGCUGUGGCCAGGAUCGCACCCCAGAGGGCUCAGAUCAGUUCCCCAAAUCUAAGAACAAGACCUCCACCACGCAGAGAAUCCAGUCUGGGGUUCCAGCUGCCAAAGCCACCAGAGCCCCCUUCUGUCGAGGUUGAGUACUACACCAUAGCCGAGUUCCAGUCUUGCAUUUCGGAUGGCAUCAGUUUCCGGGGUGGACAGAAGGCAGAGGUCAUUGAUAAAAACUCAGGUGGCUGGUGGUAUGUACAAAUUGGAGAGAAGGAGGGAUGGGCCCCUGCAUCAUACAUUGACAAGAGGAAAAAACCGAAUCUCAAUCGGCGUACCAGUACUCUGACCCGGCCUAAGGUUCCUCCCCCUGCUCCUCCCAGCAAACCCAAGGAGGCCGAGGAGGGAUCAUCGGGGACCACAGAAAGUCAGGACUCCCCACUGAAGCCCAAAUACGAGGAGCCAGAAUAUGAUAUUCCUGCCUUUGGCUUUGACUCUGAGCCAGAGUUGGGAGAGGCUCCUGGAGAAGACAGCUCUGGAGAGAAACGUUCCUACCCACCCCGGCGGUCUUCUCCAGCAUCUUCCUUGCAGAGGGCCAAAUUUAAGGUGGGUGAAUCAUCUGAGGACGUGGCCCUGGAGGAGGAGACCAUCUACGAGAACGAAGGAUUCCAACCCUAUGUGGAGGAGACCAAGGAGUCCAGUGGGGAGGCUGACUCCCUUAGGGGCUCCUUGCUUUCCCUCAACAAGAGAAGCUCACCCAAAUCCAGUUCUCCCAAGUCAUCCUUCAUAAAAUUUAAGGCAGAAAAAAAUGUUCAGCCAGAGCUGGGGAAAAACCAUUCCACUGCCUCUUUCUGUUCUUCAGUGACCAUCAAUACCACCUGCUCCUCCUCUUCCUCCUCCUCUUCCUCCUCCUUAUCCAAGAAUGGAGACAUGAAACCCAGGUCAGCCUCAGAUGCUGGGUUACGGAGCCCUCCCAAGGGUAAUGUGAAAGAGAUUGCUGACCUGAAAGCUGGGCAGAACUUAUGCUCCAGAGCCAAGCCAUCAGUCCGACCCAAACCCUUCCUAAGUAAAGGAGAAUCCCAGAGCCAAGAGAAAAUGGACAUCAGCAGCCUCCGGCGUCAGCUGAGACCCACGGGGCAGCUCCGGGGUGGUCUCAAGGGUUCAAAGAGUGAAGACUCUGAGACGCUUCCACAGACAGCAUCCCAGGGACCUGAGGAGGGGGGCAGAAGAGGUUCAGCCGACUUCAUCACCCUUCCCACCCAUGCUCAUCCUUCCCCCAACAAUUGGACUAAGAGAGAUCAGGAGAAGGAGGCUCAGGGCUCCUCCUAUAUAACUUCGGAUGCCUACCAGAAGGUGCAAGACUCAGAGAUCAGCUUCCCUGCUGGUGUGGAAGUGGAAGUCUUGGAAAAGCAGGAGAGCGGUUGGUGGUACGUGAGGUUUGGAGACUUAGAAGGCUGGGCCCCUUCCCACUAUCUCGUCCUUGGAGAAAACGAACAAUUGGAAUCUUGCACAAAGGAUUUGGACUUGACUUCUUCCAGGAGCAAGAAGAAUGAAGGUAAAUCAGAUAGUCUGGAAAAGAUUGAGAAGAAGGUGCAAGCUCUGAACACCGUAAACCAGAGUAAGAAAAUCACGCCACCCAUCCCCUCCAAGCCACCUGGAGGCUUCGCCAAGACCUCUGGACUGAGCAAUGGGCCAGUCAAGAUGAGGAAUGGCGUGAGGCAGGUCACUGUGAGACCCCAGUCAGUGUUUGUGUCACCACCUCCCAAGGAGAACAACCUCUCCUGUGCCCUGCGGAGAAACGAGUCCCUCACGGCCACAGAUGGCCUCCGCGCCGUCCGGCGGAACUCCUCCUUCAGCACCGCUCGGACGGCCGCCGGGGACGCCAAGGGCAGCCUGGCCGAGAGAUCGGGAAGCGAGGGCUCCGACGCGGCAUUGCUGCCCGCCCAGAGAAAUGGGAUCCCCGUGUCCACCGUCCGGCCAAAACCCAUCGAGAAGUCUCAGUUCAUACACAAUAACCUCAAAGACGUCUACGUCUCCAUCGCCGACUACGAGGGGGAUGAAGAGACGGCGGGAUUCCAGGAGGGGGUGUCCAUGGAGGUGCUGGAGAGGAAUCCCAAUGGGUGGUGGUACUGUCAGAUCCUAGACAGUAUGAAGCCCUUCAAAGGAUGGGUGCCUUCCAACUAUCUCGAAAAAAAGAACUAGCCAUUUGCAAGGAACUUCUCUGGGCUGUAAUUUUGCUUGCUUCAGCUGUCUCCUGGUAAGAGAACCAAGAUCACCCCCACCCCCCAAAAAGAAAGAAAUAAUUUUAAAAUGGGGAAACAAAACCAAAGGCGAUGGGUGACCAGAAAGCCAUUCUUCAAAUUCGUGCACCUUGGCUGAAUGGAAGAGUGUUUGGGGGACCCAAGGGGAGGAUGAAUGGUUCAUAGGUUUAGGAAGGAAGUGAAGAAGAGAGGGGGAGAAUUGGGGGGAGGGGGCGGGUAAAGUGAUUGAUGUCCAAGGGCAUUGGGGUAGGGUAGGGAAAGGAGAGAAGAAAAGGGAUUUGCCUGAUGUCACCGAUGGGCUGUGUGAUUGGACCCUCUCCUGGAAGCAAGGCUUUGAAGAAAAACAUGAUGUGUGCCUUUGGCUGAUAACUUUGACAGGGUAGAAAAGACCUCCAUGCUGGUCCCUGCCAGAAUGGCACCCAAUCAUCCUUCACCUCUGUGGUCAUGGGAUGCUACGGGCAUCUCACUGUCAAACACACCCCUGGUAAAAGAUCAUUUAUUUGGGGGUUUCAGGUUUUAUCUCUUCCUUUAUCCCUGAGAAAAGAGCUUUUGAGCAUGGAUUUUAACUUUCCGGGCAGCUUUGUUUA